Molecule: messenger RNA, 258 nt
Organism: Miscanthus lutarioriparius
Lineage: Eukaryota; Viridiplantae; Streptophyta; Magnoliopsida; Poales; Poaceae
Source: the annotation of a GenBank genome assembly
AUGAAGCCUUCAACUGUGGCGCUACUCAUUUUGAUGAACGUGAUGUGCACAAUGGCAUACUUUGAUCAUGCAAGUUUUCUUGGAGCAAAGGCCGAAGAAACCACCUUGCUUAUGAAUUCGUAUGAAAGCAAUGAAGAAACAAGAUUUACGAAGGGCAUAAAUCUUGGAAGGAAGCUGAUGGAUUCCAUUGUUGAUUCAAGCCGCGUCUUUUCAGUCAGUGAUAUCAAUCGCAUAAUGAACCCCGGCCCUCGUCCUUAA